AUGGAGGACAGAGGUCGGGCCGGGUCCGGCCCCCAUCCCGGUUUCCGCGAUGGCGCCGGCCCGUGGGGUGCGGAGCAGGGGCCUAGGGAUGACGUCAGCGGAUCUAACCCUAACGUGCGCGGCACGCAACCGAUGAUGGGGAACGGCGGAAGCUUUUCCGCCAGAGGGGGAAACGGGGAGGAGGGGGAAGCGGAACGGGGGGGUUCCGACAAGGGCGGGGGAAGGGCGGCGGAAAGGGAGGAGGGAAAGGAACGGGCUUGGGGGAAUGGCCAGGGGGAAGGCGCGGGGGAGGUCGAGCGGAAGAGAAAAGGGGGAGCGGGGGAAGAGGACGACAGGGGUUUCGGAAGGGUUUGGGGGGAGCCUGGGAGAUACGGGUGGGGCGGAGGGCGGAGGGAUGGGGGGUAUGGGGACGGGGGUUUUGAUGGCGGCGGGGGUUUUGGCGGAAGAGGAGCGGGGGAAGCUGGGGGAGGUGCGCACGGGGGGAGAGGCGGGAUGGGGCGCGGGGGAAUGGGCGGAGAGAUGGGGCCUAUGGGAAUGGGGGGGAUGGGCAUGGGGCAUAUGGGGGGACCGAUGGGGCCAGGUAUGGGGGGCAUGGGCGGAAGCAUGGGCGGCGGGGGGAUGGGUGGCGAGGGGAUGGGGGGAGGCAUGGGGAUGGGUAUGGGAAUGGGCAUGGGGCAUAUGGGCAUAGGGAUGGGGAAUAUGGGGGGUGCGGGCGGAAUGGGAGGCAUGGGGGGAAUGGGAGGGAUGGGGAGUAUGGGGGGAGGAAUGCCUAUGGGGGCAGGGGGUCCGCCUAUGGGCGCAGGGCGUCCCCCUAUGGGCGGAGACGGCAUGCCCAUGGGGGGAAACGGAAUGGGCGGAGUGGGGAUGGGCGGAGGGGGAAUGCCCAUGGGCGGAGGCCCAGGAAUGCAGAUGGGGGGAGGUCCGGGCGGAAUGGGGGGACGGGGGAUGCGCAUGGGUCCGCCUGGGGGAAUGCCCAUGGGCGGAGGGGGGCCCGGGUCGGGGCCGGGAGGCGGGGGAGCAGGGGGGGCAGGAGGCGGAGGCGGAGGCGGAGGCGGAGGGGGCGGAGGAGGGGGAGGAGGCGGAGGCGGAGGGUCAGGGGGAGGGGAAAGCCGGCAGAUGGGCGCGGGGGGUGCUGGAGGCCCGCCCAUGGGCGGAGGGAUGGCCGGAGGCAUGGGGGGAGGCAUGGGCGGAGGCAUGGGCGGGGCCAUGGGGGGAGGCAUGGGCGGAAGGAUGGGCGGAGGCAUGGGGGGAAGGGGGGGCAUGGUAACGCCUGGGGGGCGCAUGGGGUAUGUGGCAACGCGGGGGAAGUCAAGGGGGGCGCAAAAUGACUAUUCCCAACACUUCGUGGAUACUGGAUACAGGCCCCAGAACUUCAUACGCGAUAUGGACGUGAAUGAUAGGUUUGAGGAGUACCCUAAACUGAAGGAGCUUAUAACGAGGAAGGACCGGAUUGUGGCGGAUGCGACUACGCCUCCUGUGUACCUUCAGAUGGAUUUAAAGCAGGUCGAGUUGACGCCUGAAAUAUUCGGCACCAAGUUUGAUGUGAUUCUGAUUGACCCCCCCUGGGAGGAGUAUGUGCGGCGGGCGCCAGGCAUGGGGGACGAGAUAGAGUGGUGGACACCGAAAGAGAUCAUGGCGCUGAGAAUCGAGGCCAUAGCGGACACGCCUUCUUUCGUCUUCCUGUGGGUGGGGGAUGCCGAGGGGUUGGAAUAUGGGCGCAUGUGCCUCAAGAAGUGGGGCUUUCGCCGCUGUGAGGACAUCUGCUGGGUGAAGACCAACCGGGAGAAGCCUGAUAGUCCCUGGGGGCACACAUCCGAGACGCUGUUCCAACACUCCAAGGAGCACUGUCUCAUGGGUAUCAGAGGCACAGUGAGAAGGAGCACAGACGGCCAUGUCAUUCACGCUAACAUUGACACUGAUGUGCUUAUAUCGGAGCAGCCGCCCUUUGGGAGCACGGAGAAGCCCGAGGAGCUAUACUCUCUCAUCGAGCACUUUGCUCUCGGGCGGCGGCGAAUCGAGUUGUUUGGUGCUGACCACAAUAUCCGGGCAGGCUGGCUGACCGUGGGGAAAUCUCUCACCUCCUCAAACUUCAACCCUCAGACCUACUGCAAGCUCUUUGCCGGACCUGACGGCAAGGUUUGGCAAGGCACGGGCCGAGGCAAUCCCCCGCCUGGAGCGCCGCACCUGCUGGUUACCACGCCUGAGAUCGAGGCUCUGCGGCCCAAGUCUCCGCCAAACCGCCAGCAGCACGGGAACCAGCCACAGGCUCCCAUUCAGCCACAAAAUCAAUUUCAGCCUCCGGGCAAUAUGGGAAAUAACCCGCCUUUUGGAGGAACGGGAGGUCCUCCUGGGGGUCAUGCUGGACCAGGAAUGGUGAAUAAUGGUCCGGGUGGAGGUUCGUUUGGUGCUGGUUCGGGCCCAGGUCAGAUGCAUGAAGGACAAGCUAGAGUCAGGAUUGCUGAACCAAGAUCAGUAACCAACGGCGUUGUGCCACGUGUUGGAAGACCUUCCCAACGUCCUGGUCUGCUGGUUUCGGCCACGUGGCUUGAAAACAAGGCCAUGGUGGAUGCGCCAUCUGUCCCGCUCCCAUUGGCCUUCGACCUGUGGUUGGACCGAGAGCUCAUCCCUUCUUGGAUGCCCUGGAUUGCUUCAGUAAAAGUGCGUGACGACAAACCAGAGCUCUCCACGUGGACCCUCCGUUACAACGCAUUCGGGCAGAACCUCGAGUUCUCCUGGCUUGCGAAGAACCUGCAGCCCAUCCACCAUCAGAAGAUCCACUGGCGGUCACUGGAUGGUCUUCCCAACAGGGGCGCCGUCCGCUUCUUUCCCAGCGGGCCAAAUGGCUGCAAGCUGGAGAUGACUAUCUCAUACGAGGUGCCUGGCAUUCUUGUCCCCGUUGCAAACAGCCUUGCCCCAUUGGUGCAGAGCAUCAUUCAGGCCGACCUUGAGCGGUUUGUGGAGUUUGCCAAAAAGAGAGUGCAGCAGCAGUCGGCGUGA
Molecule: messenger RNA, 2997 nt
Organism: Closterium sp. Yama58-4
Lineage: Eukaryota; Viridiplantae; Streptophyta; Zygnematophyceae; Desmidiales; Closteriaceae
Source: the annotation of a GenBank genome assembly